CAUAACUCAGAGGCUGUGACUUGUGUUCUUCACUCAACUGGGCUAGGACGGACAGCGAAGCAGGGCCAAUCAGGCACUAGGUCGUCCGUACGUGUUUUCCGUGUCACUGUCACAGAUCGCGAUCGAUAAAUAACGCUGCUUAUCAAAAACCUGCAGUCACACACACGCGCUACAACAAUUGGCGACGGGGUAGGGAAAAUUUUGAACCCUCUAAUUGGACGAGAUUCAGCAUAAUUAUUUUGGCCAAUCAGUAUCCAGAUUUUUCAUUGGCGUCCUUGGGAAUCAUUGGUUGUUAAUUGAUUACAGUAUUUCUCAUUACCCUGCUGACUCAGAAAAUGACUAGCCUUCCCGAUCAAUUUCAGCUACUACUAUAUCGCCAGCAACAGCGUGUUUUGGACUAUUUACGAACGCGACUGCUAGAUCUCCCAUGUUUCGGAGAUGUGAAAGAAACUGAUGAAUUCAUUUCUCACUUACAAACUGAACUCGAGAAUGACUGCAGGACAUAUGAAGAUAAAAACAAAAGCCUCCAUGAAUCCCUUAUGAUCAGUAAUGCAAAUGAGGCAGUCGCUCAUAAUCCGUCCAGCGAUUCAGAAGUGCCCAAUUCAGAAGCAUGCCCUGUUGUGGGUUCAAAUCCCACUGUGCCUGAAACAUGUGAGGUAUCCAGCUUACAAGAAGAACCUCUCGUGCCGGAAAAUGUUUCCCGUGCAUCAAAUAAUGGUCAGAAAUCAAAUACAAAUUUCGAAGAUGCUGUCUAUUUUAGUGACCUAUUACCCACUGGAAUUUUGAAGAGGUCUGAUGAAUAUGUUUCACAAGAAUCAAACCUUAAUGACCUCAUGUCUGGUGUCGCUAAUCCUCAUCAUCUAGUCAGUUUUAGUGAACCCUCUACUCAAUGCGCGAAAUAUGCUUUAAAUAGAGUCAGACUAACUGUUACUUGGGUAUAUGAGGACCCAACGUUAUUUCGCGGGGGAGGACGGACGCAGAAAAUUUUAAAACGCAGAUAUGAACUCCGCAUCUUUCGAAAAAGGGGAGGUGUUGGGAUAGUCGGAAAAAGAGACCAAUAAUUACCAUGUUAAGUUCAAUGGUGUCCUUGAACCUUAAAUGUACAUUCUUAUUGGUCGAUGUUUAUUUCACUUGUUAAAUAUUGUACAAAUGUUGUUUCCUAUUUUAUGGUACGAUGUGGUUUGUUUGCUUGGUA
This is a messenger RNA of Schistosoma curassoni, 1195 nucleotides long. Lineage: Eukaryota; Metazoa; Platyhelminthes; Trematoda; Strigeidida; Schistosomatidae. The record is from the annotation of a GenBank genome assembly.